Messenger RNA from Adineta steineri, 513 nucleotides. The record is from the annotation of a GenBank genome assembly. NCBI's taxonomy places the organism in Eukaryota, Metazoa, Rotifera, Eurotatoria, Adinetida, Adinetidae.
AUGAUUCCUUCAAUCAUAUGUUCAUUGCUCAUCUUUUAUCAUUUUGCUCGAUUUCCACAAAUUCGUAAAAAACUUAAUAAUCAUGUCAUUUUCGUCUUAUUACUUGUUAAUUUUAUUCAAGUCGCUCUUGGUUUAUUUGAUUGGUUUUGUAAUAUAUUUACUCCGAUUAUUAUCAGUAUUAUUGCAACAAUAAUUCUUAUCAUUCGUGUACUUCUUCAAAAACGUCGUGUAGGUCAACGUGCUAUCUGGCAACGCAAUCGUAAAAUGGUUCUUCAGUUAGCAUCCGUUUCUCUUAUGUAUAUCAUCGUUUGGAUACCAAUUAUCGUUGGUUUUGUAAUUCCACUUAUCAUUCCAAAUGCAUUUAUUCUUCAAUUAUCAUCGGCUGUGUUCAUUUACUUCGAAUACAUAAGCUUUCUUUUUUGUCCAUUUAUGUGCCUAACUGGAUUGCCUGAAAUACGUCAAUCUAUCAAAAACAUAUUUAUACGAAAUAAUAUUAUACAACCGACAAUUUAA